Molecule: messenger RNA, 3042 nt
Organism: Stylophora pistillata
Lineage: Eukaryota; Metazoa; Cnidaria; Anthozoa; Scleractinia; Pocilloporidae
Product: neuropeptide FF receptor 1
Biological process (GO): G protein-coupled receptor signaling pathway
Cellular component (GO): plasma membrane
Molecular function (GO): neuropeptide Y receptor activity
Source: RefSeq, a predicted model, not a curated record
AAACUACAAUCAGCCUUCUGUACAAGUUAAAGGUCUCGUAUCUCAACCAGAGCGCCUUCCAGCUCUGUAUUUACUUUUCAAUAGUUUCUAACAAGGAUUGUUAAAUGAAUAUUGUGUGAAGAGAAUCUUCAUCAAAUCGAGAGCUGCAGCAUUAGCUGAGUGUGGAAAGAAGGUCUUAGUAAAUAUAGUUUUAGAGACGUGAGCAAUAGGAAACUCGCGUUCAAGUUAUGUAAUCAGAUUCUGAUUAAUAGGCGAAACAUCGCUGCAAACGUGGUCAUGAAAACAAGACACAUCGUUGUGAAACGGUAGAAAGGCGAAUAACCUACAUUUUGGACGGCACUUUUUUUUAAAGUUUGUCUGUUUACGCUUCGUGUCGAAGAAAAUUUAAGCAUUAUGGGGAUGUCAUCUCGACCUGACCCAAGAUCCUGGUGGUUGGUGAUAAACAGCCCGAAGACGUUUUAACUGAGAAAAAAAAUCGUCAGGCAUUCAUAAAGAUGACCAAUUCAACAUCAAACAGUUUGCUUUUCAAUCUUACGAAAGACAAACUUGGUGGCUAUUCGGAUAAUGUCACUCGAGAGUCCAAUGAAAUUCAAGUGAACGUUUACUCAAAAGUUUUGAAGCUCACUUUGUAUGCAAUCAUCUUUCUGGUCAGCGCCAUUGGAAACACUCUCGUCUGCAUUAUUAUAUUCAGGAAGCGAAAGAUGAAGACCGUUACAAAUUAUUUCAUUCUGAAUCUGGCUUUCGCAGAUCUGACACUCACGCUGAUUUGCAUCCCAUUUGACAUACCUGUUCAAGAGAUGAAUUAUAAAUGGCCCUAUGGUUCGUUCAUGUGUGGUGUCCUUUAUCCGCUCCAGACCAUGUCCUUAUUUGCAUCAGUGUUCACACUAACAGCUGUCAGUCUGACUCGUUACUGGGCCAUCUUACACCCGUUACAACGACAGCUUAGCAUCACCCACGCUAAGUGGCUGAUUGCAAUUAUUUGGUUGCUGGCCAUAGCACCUGUCUCCCCGUACAUCAAUGUUCUGGGAAUCGGCGAAACCGGGUCAUGCGACGAAACCUGGAAAGACGUCCAAAGCAGGAAGGUUUACACGGUAGUUCUCUUUGUUGCACAGUAUGUUGCUCCUCUGAGCAUUAUCGCCGCAGCGUAUGUAAGCAUUUGUAAGGAGUUAGGAAAGAAGAAGUCAGAAACAGAAAACAGAUUCCUUCAACAUGCCAAGAACGAAGAAGCUUCUAAAGUUACUCGCAUGUUGGUUGCUGUAACCAUUCUGUUCGCAGUCUGCGUUCUCCCAACCAAUAUCAUGUGGUUAUGGCUGGACUUUGGCAACGCCGAGGACGAAUUUUCAGAAUUCUGGGAGCUGGUUGCAUUUUGCAACAUUUUAACUUUUGCUAACAGCGCUGCCAAUCCAGUGUGCUACACCAUAACAAACGCAAAUUACCGAAAAGAAAUCAAGUGUCUUCUAAAAGGAUGGUUCAACGGGCGAGACGAAGUUUCGUUAAGAUCUGAACAUGAGACCAGAAUGCUGGACAUCUCCAGAGACCAAAGUUGUAAUCGUAUUACAGUUGACACUUCCAUGUAAAAACUCCAACUUUUAUCGGCAUCUCCAGCUUUAGUAUUUAUUCUUAACAGCUAUAAGUGUGAACUCCAUAAUAUGCCUUCAUGGUAAGAUUCACUCGUUAAUGCAAUAAUUAUGUUUUAUUGCUAACAAAAUGGCCUUGUUGGAACGUCACUAAAGAGAAUUAAUCUCGAGUCUCAUCAUUCCAAAUCUCAACGGUUUUCAAUGCCGAACCGUUGCAGCUAAACCUUAUUUUAAUUUUUUAUUAUUAUGAUUUUAAUUUUUUCAUUUCAGCCUGGCUUAAGCUACCAAUGGUUUGGGUUAUCAGUGCAAGUUUAGCUCAUUUCACUUUUGCAUGAUAAUUGAUCGCUUUUUCCACCCGACUUAAUGUUUUAGCAAUUUAUUUUACCUACAAAAUAAACCAGGACAUAGCAGCCCUGGAGGUUUCAUGCCUGCUGGUAUCAAAUUGAAUAUAGUUUACACAGUCAAGCUGACUCUAUAAUUAUAAUAGUAAAAAAAGCCGAUUAGUAGUUGACUUCUAGGAAGUACACAGUUGGUAAAGUACAUAAUAAUAGUAAAAGAAACUUAAUAAAGGUAAUAAAUUAAAAAUGACUUGAAGAUAGAUUUGAUCAAAACAUUGCAUGGAAAACACCUUGACCGUUCUAAAUCUUCACAUGGAUGUGAUUGAAAUGAACAACAUAAUUAAGAAGAAUGUUGACCGUUCUCUUCUUUUAACAUAUUAGUUCGAAUUUAGAAAACACCGGCACUCAUUUUAGCUUCUUGACUCUGCUGGCCUGCAAGUCAGCACACCAUCUAGAAAACUUCUAAGAUCGGUUCUCGCAUCGUGCAGGAUAACAGCUUAGAUUUUCUUUAUGCUUUCGAGCUUGGGUCAUAAGACGUAGAAUUGUAGAAUCGAUGGAUCGAUGAAAAUUCAAUCUACAAAACUAAGGCCAAUGAAUAUUCUUAACUUGGGCUAAAUAAUUUAAAUUUGUUGUCGCAGUAUCGCAGGACUGAGGGGUGAGACUCGACGACAACGGGCGAUUCGUGAGUAUGUAAAAUAUUAAAGAUGGUAAAUAGGCGACUCAUCGAAAAGCGAGGGUCAGCCGUUUUUUUCUAAUUUUUCGAUUUUGCAAAGUACGGAGAAUGACUUGGCCACUUAACAUAAAUAACUGGCUUAAAAUAUAAAAUAACUGGAUUAAAAUAUGAAAUACUGUCAGGCGGUAUUGAGACCGAGAAGACUGAUGUUUGUAGGCUGUCAUUUAUGGAUUCAGUAAUCGGCGGGCUGUAGCUAUAGGUCACUGAGAAGGUACGAGAAAGAAAAGCAUCAAGACUGAUUAUGUCUAUGUAGAUAGAGAUGCUUUGGUAAAGACAAAUAGCGUUACUCUUAAGAGUCAUGUCAUUCAUUAGAAUUAUUUUAGUGAAAAGUGUAUAGAUCAAACGGAGCAUAGACAAUACAGAAUAUUUACUAAUAUGAUCUGGUUUCCAUAGA